This is a messenger RNA of Penicillium arizonense, 1077 nucleotides long. RefSeq lists its product as uncharacterized. Bases 1 to 1077 code for a protein of 358 amino acids. NCBI's taxonomy places the organism in Eukaryota, Fungi, Ascomycota, Eurotiomycetes, Eurotiales, Aspergillaceae. The record is from RefSeq and is a predicted model, not a curated record. The transcript has 2 exons.
AUGACUUUCGAUCCUCGGCGAUCUGCUGAGCUUCACAAUCGAAUCCUGCAGCAUGCAUGGGCUGGUGCCGGUCAUGAUAUUGCUUCGCUUCCAUCCACGACUUGGUGGGAAGAGUAUUCCCCAGUUGACCUCGAGUCACGCUUAACCCCUAACCUCGCUGAGUUCCUCCGUUCAGCUAGAUCAACCCCCUCAAGGGCAUGGUCAGAGAAGGAUCCCGGGUUCAAUCUUUUCUAUUUCCUAGUGGGAUUACAAACCAGCCACCAUAUGCUCCAGUACUCCAUGCUUGAUACCGAGGGUGACCGCUUCGUGUACCUGUAUCAAGCGACGGGUUGUUACACAUGUGAUGAGGAGGUUGGCAUUGUAUUCGACCAAGACACAGAGCUAGCUGCCUUUAUCCCUCACUGGCAGUUUAGCGGACAUGUUAUUGGUAAUCCCGGUAGUUGGAUGCCACUCCAGCAGAUACUUGGGGCCUACCUAGAGAUGAUUGAUGAGGGAAAGGUGCAGAUAUUCACGGAAGUAAAAUUCCCGCUUGACCAAUUCUUCCCAUGGGAGUAUUACCAAUAUACGCAGCGAGAUAUCGACAAGUCAAUCACUAUAUUCAAUCGGCUACUUGAUGCAAUUGAACAUCGCCUACCAGUUCUACCAGUUCAAUCGGACAAAAUAGAUAUCACCUAUCCACAAUCUAUACUUGAUAAAGCCUUCACCCCCAACAAGUCUUUCGUCAGGUCAUUUCUAUCCGCUCUUCCGCCACGUGAGAUUCAUUUCCGCUAUAUUGCCCCAGGAAUUCGGAUACAGUCUUUCGAUGAAUUAAAGUCUCAGCCCUUUGCAGCCUUUUGUGCUACAAGGCAGGAUAAGUCGGACGGAGAAGAUGAAGAAAUGCCGUUUCUCCUAUUCCGAGCCGAUGGAUCUAAUUUGUCACCUUGGAGCCGUCCAUAUUACAACGUUGAUAUCCCCGCUGGUCUAUACACGGAAGAAAUCAGUAAAACCAGAGCACAGGAUUUCGGAGAUAUGUCUAGGCUACUUCUUCCCUUUGGCAUUGGGUCUAGAAGAUACGCGAGAGAUAGCACUGGGAGGUAG